CUUACCACGACGUCGUUUUCACUAUCUGACACUGCCGGCAACAUGGGUGAAUCUGCGAGUGAUAUUGAUAGGGAGCUUAUACAGGGCAUGAUAAGUGAUGCUCCAGGUGCAGCUGCAAAAUUCAAGGUAUCGACGCCGCUUACAGUUGCCAGCAACAACACCAGCAAAAGGAAACGAUCCAUUCAAGCUGGCGCAUCCGAUGAGCAACCCUCUGCUAAACAAUCAAGAUCAGCCUCCGAAACCGACGAUGAAGCCUUCGAAUUUGUCAACUACGUAUACAUUCGCAAGAAAGACCCUCCAAAGGCUCGAAAACCAACCAGCCAGUCGAAUGGCAAGAUCAACUAUGACCUCUACAUCGAAAAAGGCCCCUUCAAAUUCACGUCCAACAAGUCCUUCGAAGACUACAUCACUGCUAUAGCAACUACGCUCCAAUGCCACAGGUCGAAGCUCAUCCUGGACGAGCUGAAGUACAAGCAGAAGGUCCCUCAAACGUUGCAAAUCCACUCCCUCACAAGUGAACUCGCCUUCACGGCAUUGGUCGAGGAGAUGCGUGCAGCGAAGACAGUCAACAAACGGAUCAUGUAUGUCUUCUCUCCAGCACCCAUGCGUCCAGCUUCAGAUGAGGCGUGGUGGACGACAACCAAUGAAGAUGGACAAGAAUCUGUGCCUUCUGGGUUCGAUUUCUCACAGCUCGAAUGGCAGGGAACUGAAGAUUCUAUUGCCACGCAAAAAAAGAAAUUCGACGAAGCAGUGAGGCCCUUGAUAGUCAAACUAGAGGAGAAGUUCCCAGUGGACAACUUUCCGACGCUUUUCCCUGGGCGACGAGUUUAUAAGAAUACGGCUGGAUAUUACUUCGACUUGGACCCUGGAGCACUAUCUUCCUGGGCGUCGCACUGGGCUCGGGGAACUGCUUCCGAAGAUGCUCCUCCGAACAAUGCCUAUUUCGAUGCAAAGAAGUGCCUACAUCCUCCCAAAACGCCCCCUGCCCAUGCCGACGCUGCAAAGCAAGCUAAUAACACUGCCCCCAUGCCGAUUCCCACCCCAGCUGUUCCGACUAUUUCUGAUGUGCCUUUUGGAGGAAACCUCCUAGAAUAUUUUCUUCUUCAGCAGCAGCAGCAGCAGCAACAACAUCAACAAUUUCAGCAAAUGCUUCAGCUACAGAUGUUGCAGAAUUCCCGUAGCUCACUGAGCCGUCCCCCUUCCAUUCCUUCUGCUCCUCCUUCUCCCGCCAAGAUGCCAGUUGUCUCACUGGAAGCGUUUUGUGCUCAUUACGGAGUCAAUGAUACUGAUCACGACCGCCUGCAGGAGCUUGGUUACACCCCUGGCAACAAGGACAUCAAGACUCUUGAACGAGUUGACUGGACCGGCGUUGGCUUUCCGGCGUUAUCGUGGUGUUCAAUCUUGGCGAAGCAUGACGCGUUCAUCAAGGAUGCAAAACUGGGCCUGUGGAUGGAAUGAUUGUAUGCGUCCUAGUCUGUCUCUGUUCUCUUCAUUGUCUGUACCGCUUUCUCUGCUGUCUGUACUGCUUUCUCUGUUGUCUUUGCAAUUGUACCACG
Desarmillaria tabescens is the source of this 1556-nucleotide messenger RNA. RefSeq lists its product as uncharacterized. The coding region runs from base 43 to 1458 and encodes 471 amino acids. The transcript has 6 exons. Lineage: Eukaryota; Fungi; Basidiomycota; Agaricomycetes; Agaricales; Physalacriaceae. The record is from RefSeq and is a predicted model, not a curated record.